GGGCCGCAUCUCUCCUCUCCCUGCUUCUCCAUAGGGUCGCCCUGCCCUAUUAUCUCAUCCGCUUCAUUCCCAAGCUGAGCAAAGAGAGGACGAAGGAAGGGAGAGAAGAAGCAGAAAUCUCCGCACCAUGUUCAAGAAGUUCUCUUCAGAAGAUAUUUCUGGGCAGAAUCAAGUUAAGGCCUCUGUUCAGAGAAAGAUUCGGCAAAGUAUUGCUGAUGAGUACCCUAGCCUUGAACCUUUGCUAGAUGACUUGCUCCCAAAGAAGUCACCUAUGAUUGUUGUUAAAUGCCAAAACCAUCUGAAUCUUGUGGUGGUGAAUAAUGUCCCACUAUUUUUCAACAUCCGUGAUGGUCCUUACAUGCCAACCCUGCGUCUUCUUCAUCAGUAUCCUGAUAUCAUGAAAAAGUUCCAAGUGGAUAGAGGUGCUAUUAAAUUUGUUCUCUCCGGUGCAAACAUAAUGUGUCCUGGAUUGACAUCACCUGGUGGUGCUUUGGAUGAUGAAGUCGAGGAGGAAACACCAGUGGCUAUAAUGGCUGAAGGCAAACAACAUGCAUUGGCAAUUGGAUAUACAAAGAUGUCAGCGAAGGACAUUAGGACCAUCAACAAAGGGAUUGGAGUUGACAAUAUGCACUAUCUAAAUGAUGGGCUAUGGAAGAUGGAACGGCUCGAAUAAGUAGAAUCUUCCGAGGGGGUGCAGAAUUUGCAGCAUGGUCAUAUUUGAGGUGUAAGAACCAGUAGAACUAUGUAUCUACACAGCUGGGAUCGUUUAAACAGAUGAAGUAGCCAGAAGCGACCUUUGCGUGAGAGAAGUUAACUCUGACACCUCUGGCGUUGGAGGUGUCUGUCGAAACACUGACAUAUGAAUGUUGUGUUCAACGCUUUAGAUGGCAGUGUGCUGCUGGGAUCCUUGUAUAUUGAUGUUGCCUCACUAAUCGUUGCACUUUCACCAAAAUAAUUUAAAUUGAAAGGGAAGAAAGGGAGGAAAUCCAUAAAUCUCCUCUUGAGU
Messenger RNA from Phragmites australis (common reed), 1006 nucleotides. RefSeq lists its product as uncharacterized. Gene Ontology annotation, molecular function: RNA binding. The record is from RefSeq and is a predicted model, not a curated record. Gene Ontology annotation, biological process: formation of translation preinitiation complex. The transcript is spliced from 8 exons. Bases 128 to 673 code for a protein of 181 amino acids. NCBI's taxonomy places the organism in Eukaryota, Viridiplantae, Streptophyta, Magnoliopsida, Poales, Poaceae.